Messenger RNA from Benincasa hispida (wax gourd), 2953 nucleotides. RefSeq names its product CASC3/Barentsz eIF4AIII binding protein. Gene Ontology annotation, molecular function: mRNA binding. Gene Ontology annotation, cellular component: exon-exon junction complex. The record is from RefSeq and is a predicted model, not a curated record. Gene Ontology annotation, biological process: mRNA processing. Lineage: Eukaryota; Viridiplantae; Streptophyta; Magnoliopsida; Cucurbitales; Cucurbitaceae.
AUUUUUCUCUAUCAGGAUUCCUUUUCCAGCCUCGGUCUUCUCCCAAAAACUCCAUAAUCUUUCUUCAACUGUUUUAAUUCUAGGGUUCCGGCCGAAGGUAUACCCUAGAUUUCAACAACAAUUAUACUGCUUAAUCACUCAUAUUAGGAAUUUUUCACUCCCUUCUCUUAGAUUUUCAGUUUUCAAAUCAAGUUCUUCCGAGGUUUAUCGAAUUCGUAUCUGGUUUCUCUUUAGUAUUUACGGGUUGGGUUCUCGAGGAUUUUGGAUUUGUUGUUUGAUUUCUUGGCGUAGUUUUGUGUUUUGGUUGUGAUCGGAAGGGUGAGGGUUCAGAUAUAUAUAUUUCUUUUUUUUUUUUUUUUCUUUUUGGAGUUGAUUGAUUGAUGGCUACUGCGACUGAAGAAGAAGUUGAUUAUGAGAGUGAUCCGGAAGAAGCGAAGCGGUCACUGGCGAUGCGGAGGCGGGAGGCGAGUGAUGAUGAGGAGGGUGAAGGAGAAGGGGGAGAAGGGAGGAGGACGAUCCGGAGGAUGGGGAUUCAUUCGGAUGAUUCUGAUGGUCAGGGUGGAGCUGCAGAAUACGACGAUGAGGACGAAUUGGGUGAAGAUGUAGAUGAGGAUGAGGUUGGUGAAGGAGUUGAGGACGUUGAUGAGGGGGAAGAAGUUGAAGAAGAGGAGGGUGAGGAGAGGUAUGGGGAUAGGAAGUCGGGCAGUCAUGGUGAAUUGGAUGCCGCCUCCGGCAAUGUAGCGAAGGAACUGGACGAGGAUGGAAGACCAUUAGCAGAAGGACCAACUGAUUUGCACGAGGAAAAUUUAGAUGGGGAAUUUGAUGAGGAGAAGAAGGUGAAUGAGCCCUUCGCUGUUCCUACUGCCGGGGCUUUCUAUAUGCAUGAUGAUCGCUUUAGGGACAAUGCAGGUGGUCGACACAGGAGAACACAUGGUGGAAGGAGGUUGUGGGAAUCCAAGGAUGACAUGAAAUGGGGGCAUGACAAGUUCGAAGAAAUGACUCUGCAGGAAAGGCAUCGUGAUGAGAGGAGAGCUUCCAAGGGUCAUCCACGAGGUCGGGGUAAAAGUCGAGGAAUGGAUCAUGGUUAUGGUCGAGGGAACAGAUCUCGAGCAUACAAUAAAAAUAACACUCAAAACAAUGCUCCCAAGGUUGUGAGAGGAAGAGGACCUAGACGGUAUGAACCAACUAUGAACAACAAUACCAGAUCCUCUCCUUCACAAGAAAAACAAUCUGUGAAGCCUCCUGAGAAAGCAUCACAUAAUAAUACAGGGAGAUCCCUUGCACCCUCUCCAAAUGUAGAAGGUGAGCCAAACUCUGUUAGGAAACAUGCCUUUGCAUCAAGCCUGAAUUCUGCUUCUCCACCUUUCUACCCUUCAGGGACGUCUGGUAAAAACAUCCCUAAAGUGGAAAAAAGAGAAGUACAAGCUGGACUCCCUGAAAAGAAUAUGUAUGAUGAUAGCCGCUCUUUGCCACAAUCAAGUGUAAUGGUAGAUGGAAAGCAUGUAGUUGAUGCUGUUGCCAUGGAGAGGAUUUACAUAAAUGAUUCUACCAAUCCGUCUCUAGGAAAUCCUUUAUCUAAGCCAUCUUCUGGUUCUUCAGUGAUCAAUAAUGCUCAAAUUCCCCAAUCUAGGCCUCAUGGAAGGGGUGCUGUUGUAGGAUCAACCGGCUACCCUCCUGCUUCACUCCAUAGCCAAGUUAACAAGGUCUCUUUACCUACUCAAUCACAUGGUGUAGCACGAACACCUGCUCAACCUAGGGUUCAAUCUGCUGUUCAGGUUCCUGUCCAGCAGUUGGGUCAGCGACCUGGUAGUGGAUCUCAGUCUUCAUCUCCACCAAAAACUUCCACAUCAGUUAACUCACUUGAGUCCGGAGAGGGUGAUUCUUCUUCAGAAUCAAGCAAAUUGAAAACUGCUUUGGUUGGAAAGGGAAAGGGUGUGGCCCAAGGUAUUGGUGCGGGUUCCUUUAUUUAUGGUGGGGCUCAAAUUAUGGGAACCUCUGGGAACAUGAAUAUUAAUCAUGGAGACCAGAACUUUCCUCAUACUCCAGCAUUUUUGCCAGUUAUGCAAUUUGGAGGUCAGCAUCCUGGUGGCAUUGGAGUUCCUGCCGUUGGCAUGGCAUUUCCAGGAUAUGUUGCCCAGUCCCAACUUGGCAUGGGAAAUUCAGAAAUGACAUGGUUACCAGUUUUGGCUGGUGCAGCUGGGGCUCUAGGAGCUACAUAUUGUUCGCCUUAUAUAGCUAUGGAUGGGGCUUAUCAUGCUCGACCCUCAGGACAGACAUCAUCUGCUGGAACGCUGAGCAAAGAAAAUAGCACAAACAAAUCCAGUAACGAGUCGAAGCCUUCACAGAAUGAACUCGAAAGUGAUGAUGUUGGACAGCGACAAAAUAAGCCACGCAGAUAUUCAGAGAUGAACUUUGGCCAAUGAAGUAAGCAAGCAUAUGUGAUGGAGCCUAUUUCAAUAAGCAAAGGCCUUCUUCUAUGCCCUUCGUGAUCUCUAGCUUUGUUCUGGAGCACUUUGGGCUGCUAUAGGUUCCAAUAAGUAUUAGGAAUAUACGACGAACUUCUCUCCUGCCGUUAACCUGAGAACAGUAUUUUCAGCUUGACGUGUGGGCUUUUCCUUGUUUAAAUUGCGGUUUUUCUUGUGGUUUGGUUUUUGAAUGAAGCAAGUGAGAAAGAGCUUCCCCAAAUAUGAGAAAAAUGAGAGAAAUGAAGAAAAUUUGUUUAGCAGCAGCUAGCUUGUGCUAAUUGGAGUUUGAUUAUUCUCUAUUCUAUAAUAUGAAUAUGAUAAUAGUGCUUUGGUUAAGAAGUUUAUUUGUUUGUUACACCACUCUGGUUGAGUAUUUUUCUAUGUAUGAUAUUCUCUCUAAUGUUGGAUACAAACGGAUGCUGCCGAGUAAUGAGACCACUAGUAUUCGAUUUUGCGUGAGUAUAAUAAUGAGUCAUGUUUUACCAGUA